This is a messenger RNA of Vitis vinifera (wine grape), 2192 nucleotides long. RefSeq names its product meiosis-specific protein ASY1. The coding region runs from base 95 to 1945 and encodes 616 amino acids. Lineage: Eukaryota; Viridiplantae; Streptophyta; Magnoliopsida; Vitales; Vitaceae. The transcript has 22 exons. The record is from RefSeq and is a predicted model, not a curated record.
ACCCCCAAGCUCUUCUCCUCCCGCCAUUGCUCACUUAAUUUCAAAAUUCCUAACACAGUGCUCUGUGUUCACUUCUCUGAAAACACUGAAAAUCAUGGUUGUUGCACAGAAAUUGAAGGAAGCAGAGAUCACUGAGCAGGAUUCUCUUCUUCUGACAAGGAACCUUCUCCGUAUUGCCAUAUUCAAUAUUAGUUACAUCAGAGGACUUUUUCCAGAAAAAUAUUUCAAUGAUAAGUCAGUUCCAGCCUUAGAGAUGAAGAUCAAGAAGCUUAUGCCAAUGGAUGCAGAGUCACGCAGGCUGAUUGAUUGGAUGGAAAAAGGUGUUUAUGAUGCAUUGCAAAAGAAAUACCUGAAAACGCUUAUGUUCUGUGUGUGUGAAGCAAUAGAAGGCCCGAUGAUUGAAGAAUAUGCAUUUUCUUUCAGUUAUUCAAAUUCUGAUAGUCAAGAGGUUUCAAUGAAUGUCAAUCGCACUGGAACCAAGAAGGGAGGAACAUUCAAGUGUAACUCCGCAACUGAAGUUACUCCCAAUCAGAUGAGGAGCUCUGCUUGUAAAAUGGUCCGUACGCUGGUGCAAUUGAUGAGAACUCUAGAUAGGAUGCCAGAAGAGCGCACUAUACUGAUGAAACUCCUCUACUAUGAUGAUGUGACGCCAGUGGACUAUGAACCUCCUUUCUUUAGGAGCUGCACUGAAGAAGAAGCUCAUAUCUCAUGGAACAAGAAUCCUUUGAAAAUGGAGGUUGGGAAUGUGAACAGCAAACAUCUCGUAUUAGCUCUCAAGGUAAAGAGUGUGCUUGAUCCUUGUGAGGAUGAAAACGAAGAUAUCCAAAAUGAUGAUGUGAGUUUGGGAGCUGAUUCUGUACAAAGAGAUGAGUAUUCUGAAUCUGACAGUGAGGUUAACCUUUCGCAAAGGGACCAAUAUAUUGUUGCACCAGUAGAUAAGCAGAAGCCACCUGAAGACACUGGUAUGGUUGAUGAAGAUGAUACCCAGGAUUCGGUGGAAGAUGAACAACAAUUGAGCCGGGUGAAGGAUUGGAUCAGCUGUUGCCACCUUGACACCAUUGAACUCACAGAUGUUCUGUCAAAUUUUCCCGACAUCUCAGUGGUUUUGACUGAAGAAAUUAUGGACAAGCUUGUUAAAGAAGGUGUUCUAUCAAAAACUGGAAAGGACGCUUACACCAUCAAGAGGCAGAAGGAAUGUGAGUAUGAAUUUGAUGCUGUGAAAGAAGAAAUGGGUGCUCAAGCACUUCCUAUUAAUGAUAAAGUUGACCAGGCUAUGGGAGAGGAUCACAUGUACAUGAAGGCUUUGUACUAUGCUCUUCCGAUGAACUAUGUGACAGUUCCUAAGCUUCAAAACAUGCUCCAAGGACAAGCCAAUCAGACUACUGUGCGCAAACUAAUUGAUAGAAUGACCCAAGAUGGAUUUAUUGAUGCUAAAAGCAACCGAAGGCUAGGAAAGCGCGUGAUCCAUUCUGAUCUGACUGAGAAAAAGCUAAUUGAAGUCACAAAAUCCUUGAACAAUGAAGCUAUGGAUUUGGAUGUCAGUGAGCCACAUGACAACUCCAACCAUCUAGGAUUUCACACAAACGGAAGCAACCUCAAGGACAUGUCCACAUGCGGUGUCCUCCACUCCAUUGGAUCAGAUCUCACGCGAAUGAGAGGCAGAUCAGACGUAUAUCAAAAUGGCUCAAUUAGGAGCGAGCAGACCAUUUCAAAGACACUGGGGCAGGGGAACACUCCCACGAGCAGGGUUGAGCCAAUAGCUUCAAGAGAGAGCUUUGCACCAGGGAGUGACAACACCAGAGCAAAUGGAAAUACAAAUUACGGUGAUGAGGUGGAUGCCAUUAUCUGUAGUAGGUCCACCCAAGACAAGAGAUCCAGGAAAGCAAGCACGGUGAAGGAGCCUAUCCUUCAAUACCUGAAGCGCCGGAAAGCUCAAGCUAUCUGAAAAGCUUUGGUCCUGUAAUGCCACUGGAGGACUUUUCUUAUUCAUUUCCCGAAUAUAAAAAGGGAUAUCAAUAGUGAGAAAAAAAAAUGACAUAAACAUGAUAGGUAGUCACAUUCCCCUCCAAAAUCCUGUAAGGCACUUUACGAACGCCUUUGUCCAUACACUUACACUACAUGGAGGAUAAACAAGGUAAAGGCCACAGGAAGUGUCAAUAGAAAUUGAUAAACAGAACUAUCUGGUACCAUUC